GCUUUGGAACGGCCAAUUCCUGCAAUUUGGGUUUCGCUAAAGGAAUUAUGGGGUUUAUUUUAGACCUUUAUUUUCUUUUCUCAUUCCUUUGUUGCUAUGGUAACCUUCCACAUCCCCCAAAUUGCCCCUUCGUCUGGCUGAUGGGUGGUCCCUUCUUCUAUUCUUCAACUAGGCUGGUGCGCAUGCAGAGCUUUUUGUUGUGUUGUCUCUGUCUAUCUCUUUCGCUUUCUUUCUUUCUUUUUUUUUGUUCUUUGCUGGAGAACGGAGAAGGCUGGAGACCAGACGACAGUGAAUUGAUCCAGUCACAGAUGGAGAUGUGUGAGUCGAGUCUGAGUGGUUCAGAUCUCUGAGUGUCACGUUUCUCUCGGCCCUCCUGAAGUGUGGUUUUCCAAACAAUUCAUUUGCACCCAAGAGUCCUGCUUGUUUUCUCUUUCUCUCGACACAUGCUUAUGAUUAAAGCUUCAUACAGUUCGUGACACAGAAUAUAGACGCCCUUAUCUAAAAAAAAAAAAAUGCUGUGCAAAGGCAGUACCAAAAAGAGGAAGUGCUACCUUCUUCUCUGCCACAUCCUCUCUUUUGUGCUUAUCUUCCCUUUCGGCCCUGUGACAUGUUAUUGUCUUUUAAAGCAAUGGUUUCAAACGCAGCGCAGUUAGACCUUUUGCUGAGAUCGAGUGCAGCCCUCCCCUUCUUAUAUUGCUGUUAUGACAGUCCGUGAAAACAUCAGUUAAGGAACUCAAUUCAGCUGAAGUCAUCCGAUUCUGUCGAGUCGUUCUCAAGAGUGUCGAAGGUUCUGCUGACGGGUAUCUUGAAUAUCUCGUCUUGAGGAGAAGCGAUGGAGGCUGCUAUCUUUGAGUAUCACAAAGAGGAUGACACUGUGGACAUCGAGGCUUUUCAGGGAGAGAAGCAGAAGGUCAUUCAGCCAAUGUCUUUAAAAGACCCCAAACUAGAAAAACUAAAAGAGGCACUGGUUUAUUGGAUCAAUAGCACUUUGAAAUCGGAGCACAUAGUGGUUCAGAGUCUGGAGGAGGAUCUGUAUGAUGGACUGGUGCUUCAUCACCUGCUGUCCAGGUUGGCCGGUGUGCACGUGUCUGUGGAGGAGAUGGCACUGACCAGCCUUGCUCAGAUCCGCAAGCUGGGAAUGAUCGUGGAGGAGUUGGACAAGAGACUGGGCCUGCAGGACAGCAGUCAGAUCAAGUGGAACGCCAAACUCAUCCACAACAAAGACCUUCUGGCCACGAUUCAUCUGCUGGUUGCCAUGGUGAGAGCGUUCCAGCCUGAACUGGAUUUGCCUCCGAACGUGUCGGUUGAAGUUGUAGUUGUGGAAGUGAGCAGAAGUGGCAUCAACUCAGAUGUACAGACGGAGGUGCUGACAGAGGAGAGGGACGCAAGCUCAGACUCCCAAAGCAAGACUGAAAGGGACGAUCCCAUCGAGCAACUGCUAAAGCUGGAGGCUCACAAGGUCAACAUGGUGAAGAAGGCCAUCUUACACUUUGUGAACCAGAAUAUGUCAUCCAUGGGUCUGCAGGUGGCUCAUAUGGACAAACAGUUCGCUGACGGUGUGAUUCUGCUGCUGCUGAUCGGACAGCUGGAAGGCUUCUUCGUCCCGCUGUAUCACUUCAACCUGACUCCCGUCAGUCACUCUGAGAUGCUUCACAACGUGACCUUAGCCUUGGAUCUCCUUAAUGGCACAGGCCUUCAGGUGUCCAGUGUUGAUCCACAAGAUAUCGUCUCUCAGGACGACACCGCCACCUUGAAGGUCCUGUACGCCCUGUUCAAGAAGCACAAAGGGAAAUGAGAAAAGGAAGAGGAACUCAGCAAACAGGAACACAAACAGAGCUGAAGAAAAGAUGAGAAACUGUUACGAAUGCUAAAGUUGAAGUUGACUGUUCAUAGACUUUUUGCUGAUGCUCGCAAGCUAAUUUAAAAGAAUAAAGUACAUGAAGCUUGAUUAACGAGUCAUGCAUAAUCAACGAUAUCGGUGUCUAUAAUGGCAGAGUCAGACCAGCAUCAAAACUUUGGAUCAAAAUCAAUUAUUUUCGCCAGAGUCCAUUCCCGUGAACGCGAUACCUCAGGAGAGAAUUCCUUGAAAAUUUGGCACAAAUGUCCACUUUGACUCAAGGAUGAACUGAUUAGUUUUUGGCCAUAACUCAAGAAUUCAUAUGCUAAUUAUGAUAAUUUUACACAAAUGUCUGCUAGGAUAAAACGAUGAAGUGGUAACAUUUUGAACAGAUGUUAACUGUAACUUAACUCUUGAUGGAGGCAUACAACUGCCAGGCGGUAAUUCUAGUCUUUCUUUAUUUUUUAUACAUGUUUCUAAUAUGUGGUGUGGAUGUGUAACCCGAUGUUAUUUCCCAUUUCCGCUAUCUCUUGCUCUCUUUCCUUCACUGUGUGACAGUGCUGAAACAUGGCACUUUUAAUUCUUGCUAUAGAAAACUUUAACUGCCACUUCUCAAUAAACAGUGUGAAUUUAGUCCUCUGCUUCCUCCAUGUGUUCCUGCUGACAGUCUGUGACCUCCUCGUUUUCUAGUCUGUGAAUGCUAUCGUCAGUUCUGUCAUUUAUUGUUUUUUGCCAUUGAAUUGUUCACAACUCAAUGUCACACACACAUGUAGCGAGUCAGGCAGCGAUGGAGGCAGGCUCAGAGAAUGAGAGACAGACAAUGGAUGUGAUACCAUCAAAGCAUUUUUUGCAAAUUUAAAAACUGCAAAAUUGUUAUCCUUUGUGUUGGAAAGACGUGUAAUUCCUUUGUUUGAAAGAAAUGUAUUCUAACCAUGAGUGACUUAAAUAUAAAUAUAUUUCCACUGCUAUCUUUUGUGGAUUUAGCUUGUGUAUUAGCAAAUUGCAGCGUGAAUUUCUUUGUUUUUUUAUUCAAGGUUAAAGGAACUAUAAACAGUAACAACAGCGACUUUCACACUUCCUAUUCAGUUCUCCCAGUUUUCAUGCAGAUGUGUUUGUUGACAUUCAGGAAGCCAAUUUAUUCGUUUCCACCACUGUGAUGGAAAAUACUCUAAAUUCACAUUUUAUUUCCCCUGACAUUUCAAAAGGUUUGCAUAAAAUUGUCUUGGCAGUCAGAUGGAAACACAGCUAGAGAGAGACAGACAGAAAGACAAAGAGACACUGAGGGGUGUGUUGCUCUUGUUCAACAUGUAAAUUGACACAUUUCAGCGAGCAGUUAAAGUAUUAUGAAAUCAAAAUGGCUUAUCUUCUGUUUUUCAAUUUACAGCCCUUGAACUCCACAUCCCGAGUGAUAGUAAACAAGAUUUACUUGUUGAAAAUUAAAUUGCACAUUGCUUUAUGAAAAGCAAAACCCAUUGUAGUACAUGACCAACCAAUAAAGUGCCGUCCAUUUGCAUUUUACGGCCUGACGACUACAAAUUGUAAUUGUAUUUCAUAGUCGGGUGUUACAUAUCCCAUCCAAUCAUACAUGUUUGCUUGUCAUCGCUUACAUUAGGUGGUCCAUAUAAAUAUCUGUCAUUAAAUCUUUCUGCAUGUUGCCUUUUAUGUAACUUCCUUCACCUCAUCUGACUCUUCUAUUCUUAUAUUCAUAUUGUUUUGUAUGUGAAUGUUAAAUGAAAUGUAUGUUCUUUUUCAUCAAAUGUUGGGUAUUUCAGGGUCAGUCGAAGGGGUUUUGAGCUCAGGGACAGUCCGUAUGAAGCUUGCUAAUAUAUUUUUCAAAGAAUAAAAUGUGUGUUAUUGUUGCAAUAAAUGGCUAAAACCUU
Messenger RNA from Anarrhichthys ocellatus (wolf-eel), 3717 nucleotides. RefSeq names its product parvin, gamma (gene parvg). Gene Ontology annotation, biological process: actin cytoskeleton organization; cell projection assembly; substrate adhesion-dependent cell spreading. The coding region runs from base 833 to 1795 and encodes 320 amino acids. The transcript has 13 exons. Gene Ontology annotation, molecular function: actin binding. Gene Ontology annotation, cellular component: actin cytoskeleton; focal adhesion; cytoplasm. Lineage: Eukaryota; Metazoa; Chordata; Actinopteri; Perciformes; Anarhichadidae. The record is from RefSeq and is a predicted model, not a curated record.